CUCAUUCAGGACACCACACCUGCAUGAUGCAAAUCCAACUUUGGAAACGUAUUUGUAAGAUGUUGCUUGACCUAACCAUCAUUCCUUUGGCUGGACCAGCGAUGGCACUUCAAUGCACUAUUCUGCUGCUUAUAAGCGUCUUCUUACCUAAAGCACUGGCACUCACUUGCAAUGGAUGCAUACCGGAUUUGUCAACUGGAACGUGCACUCAAACUCCUAUUACCUGUCAAUCUUUGUGUAGCUCCAUGACCACAACUGUAUACGUAGGUGGCCUUGAUCAAAGUCAGAGCCAGAAGAUUUGUGGAGAUCCCUCUUCGUGCGUCACUGGGAGCAUAAAUUAUGGACUAACCAGAGUGACCCUUAACUCUGAGUGCUGUCGUACAAAUUACUGCAACAUUAACAAUGCAGCAGUGUUGCCUCGGCGACCCCCUAAUGGGAGGAUUUGUUUCACCUGUGAUGACAAUGGCUGCUCAAAGAUGUUGCCCUGUGAAGGUGAAGAGACCCAAUGCUUCACUGUAAGAGUUGACAGGAAUGGCAAGAAGGAGACUCAGAAAGGAUGUUCCAGUCAGUUCUUUUGUGGGAGCUCUGCAGCUAAUGUAUCACAGAUAUUGGGGAGUAAUGAAAUGAAAUGUUGUGAGGGAAACCUGUGUAACACUAACGGCGCCAAGGGCGUACAAGGUUUCUUUUUUUCGCUCAUACCUCUAAUCUUCCUACUUUUCAUCUAAGAUGUAUCAAUUGGACUCAUUUAAGGGGCCUUGGAGAGUGCGCAAGUGUCCCUGAGGUGUGGUCAACAACAACUUGUAUAUCUUCCUUGGUAAUUUUUUAUUUGUCAUGCCAUUAUUAAGUUACACUGUGAACAGUAGAGUACAUGAUGUUGUACUGAGGUCGAUUACCGCAAACCACUUUGAAGACCAGCCAGGCUGUGAGCCUCUAUAUUUUAAAUGGCUGUAUCUGGAUAAGCUGUUCCUGUUUCCCUAUAAAAUAAUGUUACAAUGUGCUUUUCAAGAUUGUACUUCAUUUGUUCUGUUUAAGGAGUCCCUCAAUGUCCUGCGUAGUUACAAAAUAAAGCACAAAAUAAUUGUCAAAUAGUAAUAAUAAAAACAUUCAAUAUGCUUGUAUUAUUGACAUUUGAAAUAAAAAAAUUAAGUUAGCAUAGUUUUGCCUAUAACCUAUAACGCUGAGCUUGCUGAUCUAUUUUGGUACAUUGAUCGGUAGAUUUUAUGCUUGGCAGAUAUUUCAGUCGUGACUCAGGAGUUGUUAAAUGUGUGGUGUAGUGGUCUGCUGCAGUCCUUAUAGUGAUGUCCUCGUUUCUGACUGUCAAAGAAUAAAAUCAG
Molecule: messenger RNA, 1334 nt
Organism: Triplophysa dalaica
Lineage: Eukaryota; Metazoa; Chordata; Actinopteri; Cypriniformes; Nemacheilidae
Product: urokinase plasminogen activator surface receptor-like
Exons: 6
Coding region: 24-725 (233 amino acids)
Source: RefSeq, a predicted model, not a curated record